Gongylonema pulchrum is the source of this 504-nucleotide messenger RNA. Lineage: Eukaryota; Metazoa; Nematoda; Chromadorea; Rhabditida; Gongylonematidae. The record is from the annotation of a GenBank genome assembly.
CGGUUGGACGACUCAAUCCGAUUAGCAUGUGAUGGCUUGGCAAAAGAAAUGACACAGCACAUAGAUGACGGCGAAGCUCGGAAGCUUGCUAUAUGGCUUGCAGGUAUUUGCAAACGUUCAGCGGGUGUGAGCACAUUGGAAGCUCAGUCCAAUCUCUAUCUUCUCAUCGAUUUAUCCACAUUUUUCCAGUAUUACCAUGCUGAAAAGUUUGAGGCGUGCAUGGAAAUAAUAAAGAAGCUAAAAUGCUUACCAUUAGAUCCAGAUGAGGUGCAAGCAUUUGUGUCCACUUUUUACAUGGUUUCCGACCAGAUGCGAUUAGUGUUACCGGAUUUGUGCAUGGCAGUGAUGAAACUGAUCUUGGAGGAAGUGACGCGGAGGUCGGAGGCCAGUGAUGAUUUACGCCUUCGUGCCAAAGCAAUCAUUUUGUACGUGGGAAUGAUUCCUUAUCGUUUUCCUUCACAAAUAAGCUCCCAAAUCCUGCAGCUAGAGAAUUAUUUUGAUUGA